GCAUCAAGGCCGCACCUUCAAGACUCUUUUCUCUCUCUUCUUCUCCUCCAAGACAGUCGCCAUGGGUCGUAUGCACGCUCCCGGAAAGGGCAUUUCGUCCUCUGCUCUCCCCUACCGUCGCGCUCCUCCUACUUGGCUGAAGACGACUCCAGACGACGUUGUUGAUCAGAUCAUCAAGCUCGCCCGUAAGGGCUUGCCUCCGUCCCAAAUCGGUGUUACUCUCCGUGACUCGCAUGGUAUCCCCCAAGUGCGAUUCGUCACUGGUAACAAAAUUCUUCGUAUCCUCAAGGCGAACGGACUUGGCCCAUCCAUCCCUGAGGACCUAUGGUUCCUCAUCAAAAAGGCGGUUGCCGUCCGAAAACACCUUGAGGUCAACCGCAAGGACAAGGAUUCCAAGUUCCGUCUUAUCUUGAUCGAGUCCAGGAUUCACAGGCUGGCUCGUUACUACAAGACCAAGCAGCAGAUUCCUCCCACUUUCAAGUACGACUCUGCUACCGCCUCCACUCUCAUUGCCUAAGCGUGUGGUGGUUUUUGGGAGGGCGAGCCUCUUGUCGAAAUUCUAUGGCAUUACUCUCAUGUACUCUACCGCGCUGUAUGCAAAUCUACAUGCCACGUUAUGCGUAGC
Messenger RNA from Marasmius oreades (fairy-ring Marasmius), 625 nucleotides. It is a transcript of the gene RPS13, whose product is annotated as ribosomal 40S subunit protein S13. The record is from RefSeq and is a predicted model, not a curated record. The transcript is spliced from 4 exons. Lineage: Eukaryota; Fungi; Basidiomycota; Agaricomycetes; Agaricales; Marasmiaceae. Gene Ontology annotation, molecular function: structural constituent of ribosome; small ribosomal subunit rRNA binding. Bases 62 to 517 code for a protein of 151 amino acids. Gene Ontology annotation, biological process: translation. Gene Ontology annotation, cellular component: nucleolus; ribosome; cytosolic small ribosomal subunit.